UUGGCUGGCCUCCGCUCAGUCGCUGGGAAAUUUGGGUCGGAGAUUCCCACUUUGCAGCUGCAUGACACACGAGCGGGUGCCGGCUGGAACCGGAGGCCAUACCAUGCUCCUUUGCGUCUGUACCUUCAUCCUUUUGGCAGCUAUUACAAGGCAAGAAUCUCAACUUGACUCAACCCAGUCAUGCUCAAGGCAGGUGUCUAUCCAAGGUGGCACCGUGUUGCUCUCAGAUGGGUAUCGCCAGGGUAGCCUCCUCACCUAUUCCUGCCCAGAUGGCACCUAUCCAUACCCGGUGCAAAGCCGGAUGUGCCAGUCAGAUGGAAACUGGUCUCCCAUGCGUUCGCCCUCCGGCAGACGAAUGACCCAAGCAUCGUGCCGAGACAUGCGAUGUCCUCCUCAGCAGGUCUUUGAAAAUGGCUUCUUUGGCCCACGGCUAAGUGCACACCGUGUUGGCAGUGUCUUGAAUUUUGAGUGUUUCGAUGGAUACCAGCUCCACGGUUCAGCCCAGCGGCAUUGCCAGCCCAACGGCCGCUGGAACGGAACUUCCCCAGUCUGCGAUGAUGGAGCGGGACAUUGCCAGAGUCUCCCCAUCCCACCAGGAGCACUUUCCAGUGGGGGGCGUAAUCGCCUUGGUGAUCGGGUCUCAUUCCAGUGUAUGAAGGGACUGGACUUGGUAGGGUCAUCCCAGCAUGUUUGCACUCCAGAGGGGGAGUGGUCAGGAGCCGAGACAAGCUGUAGAGCCCCUUACUCUUACGAUCGGGCUGAAGAUGUUGGAGCUGAAUUUGGGGCCUCAUUGACCAAUGUUCUGAGUGUGGCAUCAUCUGGGUCUGACCACACACAAGGUCAGUCUUUAGGACGAAGACUUAUCCUGUCCCAAGACAGUUACCUCCAUGUCUACUUGCUUGCAGAUGCCUCCCACAGCGUCACUAAAGAAAACUUUGAGAUCUUUAAAAACUCUCUGGAAAUUAUCAUUGACAGGAUUGCCAGCUUUGAAGUGCCAGUCAGGUUCGCCGUAUUCUCUUACGCCAGCAAGCCGAAGAAAAUCGUUGACACCUUUGAUGAUAUAGCUGAAGAUGCAGACCUGGUUAUCGAAAAGAUGAAGGACAAAAUGAAAUACGAAGACCAUGGCAAUGCCACAGGGACCAACAUCCAGGAAGCGCUGAAGGCUGUCUACCACAUGAUGCUCAACCACCGAGCGUUUAAUGACAAGCACUGGGAUACGAUCCGCCAUGCCAUCAUUCUUCUCACAGACGGGAAGUCCAAUAUGGGUGGCUCCCCCACAAAUGCUACGCGCAGUAUAGAAGGCCUCCUAGAUGUGGCAAGAAACCGAAAAGACUAUCUGGAUAUCUACGUCUUUGGUGUUGGAAACCUGGAUGUGGACUGGGAGGCUAUGAACGAGGUGGCAUCGAAGAAGGCAGGCGAAAGACACGUCUUCAUCCUGAAAGAUCCUGUGGAGCUCAAGAAAGCCUUUGAAGACGUUCUGGAUCCCAGAGAUCUGAAGGAUCUAUGCGGUAUGGCAAACAGCUCGGCUAGCGCCCGGUGGGAUCACCAGCAACCGUGGCAUGUCAUGCUUCAACAUAAUACACAGAGAGAACCUAGUUGUCGGGGUGCCUUGAUCUCUAAGACAUGGGUCCUGACAGCCGCUCAUUGCUUCAGCAAGUUUAACUACACUCCCGAAUGGAAUGUCAUUCUGGCUGACAAGACUGCUGACAGGGCUGCAUUCCAAAUAAAGAGACGAAUCGACCAUGACUUAUACAACGUCCGAGCUAAGGCAGCCCAGGGCAUCAAUGAAUUCUACGACUAUGACAUCUCCCUGCUUGAAUUGGAUGUACCUGCGCAGGUAGCUGAGAAACUCAGGCCGAUCUGUCUUCCCUGCACCACAGGUGCCAACAAAGCUCUGAAAAAGCCAGAGGCCGCAACAUGCAAGGAUCACGAGUUGGACCUACUGAGUUUUGAGAAGGUACCUGCACAGUUUAUAUCCCUGGACAACGAGAGACUGAACGUACUGAUCAAAACAAAGAAAAGUCGCCCUAAGUGCAUUUCUGCUGCUGUCCAACACGAGCUGUACUCCAAAGUGACCAACGUCUCUGAAGUUGUGACCGACCGAUUCCUGUGCAGUGGAGCAGAUGGGAAUGGUGUGGUGGAAGAUGCAUCUUGCAAAGGUGAAUCUGGGGGGUCCUUGUUUGUAGAGAGGCGAGCCAGAUACUUCCAGGUGGGUGUGAUCAGCUGGGGUACGUUUGAUCCUUGUGAAAAGAAGGGGAAAAGUGCGGCAUCUGAACACAGAGCUCGGGAAAUCCCCAAGCGGGGCCAGAAGCCACGAGAUUUCUACAUCAGCCUGUUUCGCGUGCAGGACUGGCUGCGACGACAUCUAGCUGGAUCCUUGAGAUUUAUCCCUCAGCAACUAGCUUUGUGGAGUGAGCCCAAAAGUUUCACAAGUUAUCAGAGCUGCAGCUCCUAUAACAGAGACGGAACCUGCCAGCCGGGAGAGACGAAGGGCCAGUUGACAGGAGAACCAGAAAUGCAGCUGCGUUGCCAGCUUUUCUACAUACUCCUUGCCCUUGGGGCAUUUUUUACAGGUGCAACUGACGGAGCCUGUGACCCGCAGAAAGCUGCGAUUGCAGGGGGCAAUUACACAUGGCUGGAGGAGGGAAUUAUAAUAAAAUAUCAUUGUCCAGAUGGAAAAUAUCCCCAUCCUACCGAAAUCCGGACUUGUCACGGCUCGCGUUGGGAGCUCAUGAGGGAUGCGCAGCAGAGGCCUGUCAGAAAGGCAGAGUGUCGAGACAUUCGAUGCACCAGGCCUCUAGAGUUUGAAAACGGCCUGUAUGAACCCCGACAGCCCUACUACAAUAUAAGCCAGGAACUGAGGUUUGAAUGCUACCAGGGGUACAUGCUGCGUGGGUCCCAGAACCGCACAUGCCUCCCCCAUGGGAAAUGGAGUGGACAGACGACUGUUUGUGACGAUAAAGCCGGCCAUUGCCUCAACCCUGGUAUCCCUAUUGGUGCCCGAAAAGAAGGCAGAAGGUACCGAAUAGAAGACCGGGUCCGGUACCACUGUGACAAUGGACUUGCUCUCAUGGGAUCACAAUAUCGGGUUUGCCAAGAAUCAAGAGCCUGGACUGGAACAGAACCAGAAUGCCGCAGUCCAUUCACCUAUGACACCCCAAAAGAAGUCUCUUCUCAGUUCAUCUCAUCGCUUACUGAAGUUGCGGAGUCCUCAGAUCCCGAUAAAGUUGUUUCGGACACAGAACAGCGUAAGAUCAGAAUCACUCCUGGUGGCUCGAUGAACAUUUACAUUGUUCUAGACGCCUCUCAAAGUGUGGGCAAGAAGAAUUUCGACGAGGCCAAGGAUGUGAUAAACAAGCUGAUUGAGAAGGUCUCCAGCUAUGACAUCACCCCAAAUUACGGCGUCAUCACUUUUGCCACCCAACCCAAAGUGAUCGUGUCGACAGCUGACCAGCACAGCAGUAACGCUGCUUGGGUUAUCGAUCAACUGGAGAAGCUCAGGCAUGAAGAUCACUCACUUCAGCCGGGGACAAACAUAAAGGCUGGUUUGACAUCAGUCUAUGAAAUGAUGAGCAAUCAACAAGAAGAUGAACUCCGGCGGCAUUUGAAUCCCCUCCCUAUUAUCACCACCACCCGUCACGUUAUCCUUCUCCUCACUGAUGGCAAUUAUAACAUGGGGGGUGAUCCAACUCCUGUCAUCGGUCAAAUCCGGGAAUUCCUCAAUAUUGGGCGUGAGAGAGUUGAGCAUCGUGAGGAUUACCUGGAUGUCUACGUGUUUGGUAUCGGGGAGAUGGUCAGAAUUGAAAAAGUGAACGAGUGGGCCUCUAAGAAAACCGGCGAGAAGCACGUCUUUAAACUUGAAAACCUUGAAGCGAUGCAGAAGGUCUUUGAUGAAAUGAUCGAUGAAAUUGAGGCAUUGAGCAUGUGUGGCUUGGCUAAGGAGUACAACAGUGCCGAUGAUGAAGAAAAGAAUCCCUGGCUUGUCAGUAUCUCCAUCUUGCGUCCUGGGCGUGGAACUGAGAUGUGCAAAGGAACCCUCAUUUCUGAGAAAUGCGUCUUGACGGCCGCUCAUUGUUUCACCAUUGAUGAUACAGCUGACGAUAUCAAAGUAAAGAUAGGCGAAAAAAUGUUCCAUGCAGCUGCACUCAAAUCCCACCCUCAGUAUACCGUUGGGAAGCUACGAAAUCUUGGGAUCCCCGAAUUCUAUGAUUAUGACGUUGCCUUGUUGACGCUUCAAGAAAAAGUCACGUUCAGCUCUAAAGCAAGGCCAAUCUGCUUGCCGUGCACAGCAGGAACCACUCGUGCACUGAGGAGGCCCCAUCCACAGACGACCUGCAUGGAUCAUGAGGAAGAACUGAUGUCCAUUGGGGACAUCCCAGCAUUCUUUGUAACUCCCUGUCGGGAUAUGUCCACUCCAGUGCCGGGGUUGCGUCGCAGAACUGUGAGGAUCAAGAGCAGUGACAAGAAACAGUCCUGUGAAGCAGAUGCAAAGAAAGCCAAACAGUACCAGAAUGUCACAGAUGUCUCGCAGGUGGUGACUGAACGUUUCCUGUGUACGGGAGGCAUUGAACCUCAGGUGGACCCCAACACUUGCAAAGGUGAUUCUGGUGGCCCCCUGAUCAUCUCUAAAAGGCUUCGUUACAUCCAGGUGGGUGUGAUCAGUUGGGGUGUGGUGGACGUCUGUAAAACCAGGGAGCAAACAGAUUGUAAGAGGGACCUCCUGGAGCGCGCCCCCUCCCAUGCCAGGGACUUCCAUAUCAACCUCUUCAAGGUCUUGCCAUGGCUCAGGCAGGAGCUGCGUGAGGAAGGCCUGGACUUCCUCAACUAAGAAGAAAGGGGGGGGGGGAAUUAACCUUGCUCUCACACCCUUUGCUCUUCCCACGCCAGCUGGUGAUGUUCUGUGUAAAUAAAACUGGUGUCCUUAAAUCCUGUAAAGUCCAUGUAGUGUAAAUGGUUGUGUAUUAAAAUGCUACUGUGUGAGAAGUAA
Heteronotia binoei (common prickly gecko) is the source of this 4987-nucleotide messenger RNA. RefSeq lists its product as uncharacterized. The record is from RefSeq and is a predicted model, not a curated record. Lineage: Eukaryota; Metazoa; Chordata; Lepidosauria; Squamata; Gekkonidae. Gene Ontology annotation, biological process: proteolysis; complement activation. The transcript is spliced from 36 exons. Gene Ontology annotation, molecular function: serine-type endopeptidase activity. Bases 62 to 4828 code for a protein of 1588 amino acids. Gene Ontology annotation, cellular component: extracellular region.